Messenger RNA from Capsella rubella, 1249 nucleotides. RefSeq names its product (S)-coclaurine N-methyltransferase. The coding region runs from base 42 to 1109 and encodes 355 amino acids. The transcript is spliced from 7 exons. The record is from RefSeq and is a predicted model, not a curated record. NCBI's taxonomy places the organism in Eukaryota, Viridiplantae, Streptophyta, Magnoliopsida, Brassicales, Brassicaceae.
CAUUUAUAAAAAAAAAAAAAAAAAAAGAAAAAAAGGAGGCGAUGGAGAAGAUUAUUGAGGUAGCUUAUGGCGCAUCAGUGAAGGCGGCUUUGACCUUGUUGGAGAACAAUCUCUUGCCGGAUCUUGUCAUUAGGCGGCUUACACGACUCCUUCUUGCCGGUCGGCUCCGUUCCGGUUACAAACCCACGGCAGAGAUGCAACUCUCCGAUCUCCUCUGUUUCGUUGACUCUAUAAAGAAGAUGCCUAUAGCGAUCAAUACCGAGAAGCCUAAGACUCAACACUAUGAAUUACCAACUGCUUUCUUCGAGCUUGUUCUUGGAAGAAACAUGAAGUACAGCUCUUGUUUCUUCCCUAACGAUGCAAGUAGCUUGGAAGAUGCAGAGGAAGCUAUUUUGGCUCUUUACUGUGAAAGAGCUAAAGUGGAAGAUGGACAAAGUGUUCUUGAUGUCGGAUGUGGCUGGGGAUCUCUGUCUUUGUACAUUGCCCGCAAGUAUAGCAACUGCAAGUUAACUGGUAUCUGCAACUCUAAAACACAGAAAGCAUUUAUCGAUGAGAAAUGCGGGAAACUCGGGCUUCAGAAUGUCGAAAUAAUUGUUGCGGAUAUCAGCACUUUUGAGCAUGAAGGGACAUAUGAUCGAGUGUUCUCCAUCGAAAUGUUUGAGCAUAUGAAAAACUAUGGAGAGCUUCUGAAGAAGAUAGGAAACUGGAUGAAGGAAGAUAGUCUUCUGUUUGUUCACUAUUUCUGCCAUAAGACCUUUGCUUACCACUUUGAGGAUGUGAAUGACGAUGACUGGAUCACAAGACACUUCUUCAGCGGAGGAACAAUGCCAUCCGCAGAUCUUCUACUCUAUUUCCAAGAAAAUGUUUCGAUUGUGGAUCAUUGGCUCGUGAACGGGAAGCAUUAUGCAAAAACAAGUGAAGAGUGGCUCAAAAGAAUGGAUAAAGAGAUUGUUGCGAUCAAAAAGAUAAUGGAAAUGACUUACGGGAAAGAAAACGCAGUCAAGUGGAUGGUUUAUUGGAGAACCUUCUUCAUCGCGGUUGCUGAGCUUUUCGGAUACAACAAUGGGGAAGAGUGGAUGGUUGCACACUUCCUCUUUAAGAAGAAAUGAUGAUUUCUUUAUUUUCUUCCAUUUUGAAUAAAGAAUACAACAAUCUCAUUCUACCCUACUUAAGAAUUUGAGUUGUUCAAUCUGUUAUUGAAAACUACUAUAUGGGGAUCAAGUAUCAUCAACCGGAUUUAUUUGAAUCA